This is a messenger RNA of Owenia fusiformis, 1550 nucleotides long. The record is from the annotation of a GenBank genome assembly. Lineage: Eukaryota; Metazoa; Annelida; Polychaeta; Sabellida; Oweniidae.
CACUCAAGCUCCAAAGUUCAAUAGAUUCGUGAUUUUCAUUGUUCUCUGCUUUGUUUUGUUGUUACUUGGACUAUUAGUGUUUAAACCAAAUCAAACAUCAAAAUGUGCUGAAAAGGCGGAACUUAAAAUCAACAUGGAUUCUGGUAUGUUCAGAUAUAAGAGUAGAGAAGGAUGGGGAGCGAGACCUCGCGUCGAUGACCCAAUUCAACUUAAGACGCCAACUCAGUACGUCAUCAUCAUGCAUACAGCUGGGCUGGAUUGCGUUGAAAUGAUCGAUUGUUGUCAGAGUGUCGUUGAAAUUCAAAAUCUCCAUAUGGAUAAGAACAGGUGGUCUGACAUCGGGUACAACUUUCUUAUCGGUAGCUAUGGAGUUGUUUACGAAGGGCGGGGAUGGGGAGUUGAGGGGGCUCAUACUAAAAGCUGGAACAAGAAAUCAGUUGGAAUAGCCUUUAUCGGUGAUUUCCGCCUCAGAAAACCAGAUGACAAAGCCCUUCAAGCCCUUGAAGAAAUCCUACACUACGGAGUAGUUAAUAAGCUCUUGAUGGCAAAUUAUACAAUGUACGGCCAGUGUCAAUUGCGGCCUUUCAUGAGUCCAGGGGAGAAGCUUUACAAUGAACUGAUGACCUGGCCACAUUGGCAAUACCGUGAUGUACCCCAAAACGAAGAACUAGAUGGUGAUAGAGCAGCUUACUGUUUUGACAGAAAACCUCCCAUGGUAGCAAAACCUACAUGAACAUGCGAGAGAGAACAUUGAGGCCGUCCGAUAUCUUGCUUCCUAGGAGAGCGCCCCUAUUAAAUCAUCUAAGAUUACGUUUUAACUUUUAAGACACCCAACUAGUUGAAGCAAUUGCAAUGAUUAUAGAAGAAUGGUCAAUGUAGUCCUCCUUUUCAGUGAAAUCUGGGGGACGUGUGCAUUUCCUUCAAAUAAUCCAAGAAUAUUGUAAAAUCAUUGACAUAAAAAAGAAUCUCACACAAUUUAGAAAUAACAGUGUAAUAAAGUGGUGAUGAACUGAAUCUCGAGAUUAUUUGAACAAAGACAUAUAAUCAUAUUAUACACAUGUGUGUUAUUAUCAAACAUUCUCAAUAAGGCAGACUAGUGUAAUUUGCGCACAUGCAGACAUUGCAAUAUCACGAAAAUGUGUCACACACUGAUGAUGGAUCAGAGCGGACAUCCUUAUGCACUUACUGUGUGUUUGUAUGUUAGGAGCUGUUUAUGAUCUUCUUCAAUCAAAUACAUGCAGUCUCUAUCAUACCAGAAUGACAAAAUCACUGAUUGUGCAACAAUGAUGCAAGUGAUAACUGAGAAUGUUUCAUGCCAAAAUAAAGUUACAAACAUUGGUGCAAAGGCCUGUGGUAGAUCGUUUGGUAGAACUCUUAGCGAUCGGAAAUCAGAAGAUAGCAUUAAACUACCCAAUGGAUUGGCCCCCAGGGUCAUCUUACUUUACACCCUUGAUUUUUUGAAGGGCCUCUGAAAGCGCUUUACAGCAUCAGAAACUAAAUUCUGCAAAAAUAAUUGAUGGAAUCAGUGUGAUAUUACAUUGCAUGUGCAC